Dermacentor andersoni is the source of this 3785-nucleotide messenger RNA. Its product is annotated as ipis-1-like. Gene Ontology annotation, molecular function: serine-type endopeptidase inhibitor activity. NCBI's taxonomy places the organism in Eukaryota, Metazoa, Arthropoda, Arachnida, Ixodida, Ixodidae. The record is from RefSeq and is a predicted model, not a curated record.
GUGGCCGAAGUUUAAUCAAAUCCACGUUGGCGGCCGUCUUGCGCCGGCAGCGCCUUUGUCUUGCAUUUGCUUCGGCCUUGCUUGCUCAGCUGCAUUUCAUAUCGGGCCCUGUCAUCAGAAACCAGCACCAGCCCAUUCACCGAAGUGUAGGAUACUUUACCAUGGCCACAUCAACUACAGCAAUGCCAGUGGAUCUGACUACUGCAAUAUUUGCCUUCACCAUUGACCUGUACAAGCAACUUGAUUCAGGGAGCGAUGGAACAAAGAAUGUUGUCUUCUCUCCAUUCAGCAUUGCAGCUGCUUUGUCAAUGACUCUUGCUGGUGCCAAGGAGCAGACUGCUACUGAAAUCACCAAUGUCUUUCGUGUAAAUGGUGAUGUGAUCCACAGACAGUUUUCCGAAUUCUUUGCGAAGGUUGAAACUUAUGCACCUGAUGUGAUGUUGGAUGUUGCGAAUCGCCUGUACUCUGAGAAGACGUUUGUAGUCCUGGAAGACUACAUUUCCACACUGAAGAAAUUUUACAACAGCACUGUGAUGCCUGUCGAUUUCAAGAGCAGUGCUGAAGCAGCCAGACUUGCAAUGAAUGCCUGGGUAGAAGAAACAACAAAGUCAAAAAUCAAGGACCUUCUUCCCACUGGUGCUGUGGAUUCCGACACUGCUCUUGUGUUGAUCAAUGCCAUUUACUUCAAGGGUCUGUGGAAAGAUCAGUUCAACCCCAAGGCAACUACCCUGCAGGAGUUUCACAGAUCCAAAGAAACAGCUAAAGAGGUCCAAAUGAUGUACAAGCAAUCACGCUUUAAGGUCAACACCAAAUGCACAGACCUGAAUGCUAAUGCAAUCGAAAUCCCAUACAAAGGCGGCAAGACGUCUAUGGUGAUCCUUCUGCCCCAUGAAGUUGACGGCCUUCCAAAUCUGGAGGCAACGCUUAUGCCAUCAAAGCUGUUGGACGUCUUGAAUGGUCUUGAUUCGAAAAUGGUCGCUCUCAGUCUCCCACGAUUUAGAAUUGAGUACCGCUUAGACUUAAAGAAAACGCUUCAUGUGAUGGGCAUAAGAGAUUUGUUCACUGACAAGGCAGAUCUGUCAGGAAUAGAUGGGAAAAAAGACCUCAUGGUCUCAGCUGCAGUUCACAAGGCCUUUGUAGAAGUUAAUGAGGAGGGCACAGAGGCAGCAGCUGCUACGGGAAUGAUAGUAAUGGUAAAGAGUGCUGUCAGGGCCAUUCCAUUCUCAGUUGACCACCCAUUCAUGUUCUUCAUUCGAAGCCAUGACCCGGAUGUAAUUCUUUUUGCAGGCUCUGUGCGCGAUGUAUAGCAGUUUAAGGGAGGUGGAUGUUGAGAAGAUUUGUCUGUGAUUGUCAGUGCAUUAUAAGAGGAGUGACUAGACUGUAAUAUCUGCAAGCAGGGGCACUGUCAUCUGCAUCAUGGAUGGUUCUGCAGCAGCUCCUCGGCUGUAGCUUUCUGGUGCUGAGUGCAGGAUCAUGGCUUCAUUUCCCUUUCAUGGAGGCCACAUACUGAGCUGGGAAGAAUGCAAAAAACACUUAUGUAGUGGGCUUUGUGUGCAAGAAUGUAAGAAAACACAUUCGCAUAUUCUGUGCAGGAAAUCACUGCAGUUGCAGUAUUGCAGUUCCUGAAGUCGACAGACCUUACUUAGCAACUGCGAUUCAGCUGUGCACACCCAAACGGAGUGACAUGUGCGUGCAGAUUGGCAGCAGUGCUCAGCUAAAGUUUGCCAUUCUGUCUAGGAUUAAAACUUUGAUGCGUAAUCUUCUACAUACAGAGCACACAAGGCCAAAACACAUCAUUCUUUUGUGCACUGUACAUAGGAGCCCGUGCUCUAGCAAUAAGUGUUUUCUCUCCUCAAUUUUCUUUUUUAUCCCCUGACUUUCUCUCCCCCGCAAUGGGUAGCAAACAGGCAGUGUGUCUGGUUGAUCUAUUUGUCUUUUCUUCAUCUUUCUCUCUCUGUUUCACCAUCACACGACGAGAAAUGACACGCACUGGUGCAAUAUGCUUUUGCACGAGUCAUAAUUACAUACACACAACUCCUGCACAAAGUGUUAUUGGGGUGCUUCCUGAAUGAUGCUAGCUUGUUUUAUAUGUAGUACCAUACAGCAGGUGCAAUAUUGUGACAGUGUAAUUUUUGUGCAAUAUUUAGCCAUUGAAGAGUGUGCAUUAGGUAGCGAGGUAUGGAAUGUGUCCCACACACCACUGCAUCACAAUCUAUUAAUCCAGGCCUCUAUUUCAAUGUCUCAAUGUUGUUGCUACUUUUUUAUAAAUUUGUGACCUUUCAUUAUACUGCCAAUGCAUUUGGGUCAUUCUGAGUAGGCAUGGGCCAGCAUCAGUGUCGGCAGCUAUUAAUAUUUGUAGUGCAUUCACAGAUGACUUGUUUGUGCUUGCAUUACUGUAAAGUUUUUUAGCACAUGUCUAUAAUUAAGUAAAAAGAAAAUGCAGAGUGGGCCAUUUUUCCAAUUCAUGCACUAAAGAUGGUGGAAAUACGGGUGCAUUUCAAAUUUCAGUAGUGUAUAGGCACCUCUUCCAUUGAGUGUAAAUUCACUUAUUGUGCCAAGAAUUUCUUUAAUUCUUUACUGUUUCAAUCGAAAGUCAGAACCAAGUGUUCAUUUGUCUAGCAGUUGUAUGCUUUCUGCGAUGAUGUGCUAUUUCCAGCAGUUUCCAUACUAAAAUAAAGUUUCAGUGUCUCCAUGGGUAUAGCUGAAAGCACAAAAAAGGACUGUGAUGCUUAAACCAUCAAGCUUUCUUUUGUACCUUGAUGCAGGUACAGAGUGCCGAAUUAUAGUAGAAAUGUUCUGAAAACUUGGUAGCAUCAGUUGUGAUGCAGAUUACCAGUCAUAGAAGCGGCGAGCACUUUUUGGGGGUCUCAGUUUAUGAGGGUGAAUCAGAAAGUCUAAGCCCCUGUUUUUUUUAGCCAAAUUAUGGCUGUAAAUGCGAAGUCAACAUGUCCAUUCACAGUGGUGGACCUUUCUAGGACCGGCCCGGGCUUAUCUGCCGGUAGCUCCACGGCACGGUGCUGUUGUCAGUUGUUGAAGGUGGCGGUUGUACUUCGCACAUCCACAGCAUAUGUGCAAUGAAGCGUGAUUCAUUUUCUAGGGAGCUAGGGAUGAACUGCAAUUGAAAUCCACAGGGAAAUGCAGCCCGCAUAUGGGGAAAGGUGGCUCGCUUUGAGAAAUUUGAGGUGGUGGCAUUGUGAGUUCGCAGAAGGCCGUGAAGCCAAGACGGCAGUUCGACAGUGGUUCCACAGUCAGCGAGACGAAUUCUACCAAAGGGGCAUCUCAAAUUUAGGGCUGCGAUGGGACAAAUGCCUCACCUGAUGUAGGAACCACGUGGAAAAAUAGUGUAAGGUACGUAGAAUAGUACAUAUAUCUGUAAUUACUUGUAUGUACCUCAAUUUGGCUAAUAUAAAAUAGGGGCAAAGGCUUUCUGAUUCACCCUCGUAAGAUGAUAAUGUACCUGAAAGUCUGGAUCAACAAUAUUUUGGAGUUGGGCAUGCAUAUUUAACUUAACACUAUGUUUUGUGCAGCAGUUUUACAUACCUGUUGUCAACUGAGAAUCUCAAUACAGGCAUGUUGUGAAAAUGCUUAUAUAAGGCCGGCUACUUGUUUGGUUGCUGCAUGUUGGUUAUGUUACACUGCUGCUGUUGAUGUGCUCCCAGCAUGUCAGAAAUGAGAUUCUUUGAGCCAUUUUUGUUGUUUGUACUGUUGGGCUAUGCUUAAAAAUAUUUUUAUAGUUGCUCGUGCUUUUUUAAUCAUGACAGAAUAAAAUGCUUGUUGCUUGUUGA